This is a messenger RNA of Leptinotarsa decemlineata (Colorado potato beetle), 2218 nucleotides long. RefSeq lists its product as uncharacterized. Lineage: Eukaryota; Metazoa; Arthropoda; Insecta; Coleoptera; Chrysomelidae. The record is from RefSeq and is a predicted model, not a curated record.
AUAACAUAAAAAACAGAUAUGGUAUAACUAAUUGAGUAUUAGAAGCUGAAAUUGAGGUUAACUUAUUGCUUGUUUUCAAUUUUCAUAACUUGGACUUUUACUUAAACAUUUUCACAUAUAAUCAUCGAACAAAGAACAUGGGUUUAUAAUGGGUUCAGUAUAAUAUCCCAUUCCUACACAAGUUUGUAUUGCAGAAGAUGAGACUUUUCUGAAAUCUAGACAUGUCUUUCCUCAAACAAAACAAAGGCUGUGUCCUUAAUUGUGAAGAAUUCAUAGCAACAGAUAAAGGAUUCGUGGAGGUUGACUUUUAUGAGUUUCCAACUGAUCCUGAACUCAGAAAUAUAUGGAUAGAGAGAGUGAGGAAGCAGAAGAAAUCGAAGACAUGGUAUCCUACUAAGAAGUCGAAGCUAUGCGGAAUGCACUUCAAUAACAGUGGUAAAAAUAUUCACAAUGAAGUAUUACCGCGGUAUUUUGGUGAAAAAAUAUACACCCCUGCAAUAGUCAUUGAACCAGUCAUAAAUAAUACUGAUACACAAGAAACAGAGACUAUAAAAAUCAAAGAGGAGAUAGAUGUAGAUGAGGAACCAUGGAAUGAAGACGGAGAAAACUGUAUUGUGGAUUACAGUAAUAUAUAUAAUACUGUUCCGGUGAUUACUAGUGUUUCUUCUGGAGAAACAGCACACUCAAAUUUCGAAGAGACGACGAUCAAAGAAGAAAGAUUAGAUUUUGAAUCAGAAGAUCAACAAUUCUCUGACAGUAUGUUCGAAAAUAGAGUACAACAGGUCACAGAAAAAACUGUUGCUGUGAAUGGAUACACCCAUCAAAAAGAUCCAUUCAGUCUUCAAAAAGAAGACAAGGGAAUGAAUGAUCCCUACUAUAACCCUUCCUGCCAGUGGAAAAACAACUUCAGUGCACCCCCUCACAUGAAUAAAAAAGAAAAUACCACACAAACCGGUAGUUGCAGUAGAGACCUGCAACAGCUUAAGAACCAAAUGAAAGAACUUGAAGAGAGUUUAUCCGUUGCCUAUCGUAGGAUAUCGGAAGGCCAAAUAUUGGUUAUGAAUUUAUCAAGUAAGGAAAGAGAGAGCGAAAGAGUGAAACAGCAGCUAGAAGAAGAAAACAGUAAAUUGAAAAGUGCUUUGGAGGCUGCUAAACAACAAGUAACCCGCAACGAACCUUGUGGCACGCCUUGUCUCAAUACGGGUGGAGAAAUAGCUAGACUUGAAAUGCAGCUUGCCAAUAUGCAUGAAAAAGUGAAUUCUCUUCAACAGCAGUGGUAUCAUAAGUUUGACAGCUUCAGCAGUGAUGACGAAGUCAAGUUUUAUACUGGUUUCAAGAACAAAGUGGAUUUCAAGAAGUUCUGUGAUAUGGUCAUAGAAAUGGAUCCAUCUUUAGAACUUCUUACUUGUGACACUAUCAAAAUUCGUAAGGAAAUAAAGAUAACUCUGAUUUGGCUGCGACUCGGGCUGCAAAUGCAGGAUCUUGCUUUCAGAUAUGACUUGCAAUGUGAUGAAGUUCGGCGGUGUGUAAUGCAUUGGCAAAACAUUCUCAGCGAUUCUUCAUUUAACAGAAAGAUCUGUCCGAGCGGUGUUAUCAUUGUGAAGUUUUUCGUAGUGGACUUGUGUAAUGAAUUUAAGUUGAAAUAUUUUUUAGGUGUGUCUCCGUACGGCUACGUAAUUUAUGUUUCUGAUUUGCACCCUCACUUGACGGACGAGAGGGAAAUCAUUCAAAAAUCAGAAAUACAAUUGCUUAUACAGGAGGGCUUUACCGUUAAGUCACUAGAUACUGACCGAUUCUCCGAUUUGGGAAUUUUCCAAUGGUCUGUUAGUCCUAACGAAGAAAAAGAGUUCAGUGCACACAGUUGGAAAUUAUUGAAGGAAGUUAAGAAAAACGGAAUUUUCAAAAAUAUCCUUUCCAAAGCGUCUUUUUACACAAACGAUGUGAGCAAAAUUUGGAAAAUUUGCUAUUAUUUGCAAAAUUAUGUAGAAUCUUGAUUCUGUAGGUUUCCACAAAAAAUUCCGGUAAAGAUAAUGGGAUUUAAUUUCAAGUAAGCAUUACAUGUUGUGACUGAAGUGUACUGAUUCUAUGUAAAAAUGAAAGAUUCUUCAAAGACCCAUACGGACGUCGAAGAAGAUUUUGAAACGUAUUGUUUUAUUUUUUUUAUUCAAGUAUUGUCUGCGUUUACACCAGUAGGAAUAUAUUAAUUAUAUCCAGAAAA